AAAAAAAAACAAAAAGAUAACCUAAUUUUAUCCAUCAGUCAAGUAAUGAGAAGAGAUAAAAUUCCCUCCGGCAAAUAAAUAAAAUUCAUAGUUAUUUCCAUUACCAAUCAAAUUAAUAUAUUAAAGAUGGUUUCAAUGCUUUGUCCGGAUUUUAUGGAGUUUCAGGAUAUCUUGAAGAAAAUGCGAAUUUUAGAUGAUAAAAUAGUAUAUGCAUUAAAUACAUCACUACCCACGGAAUCCUUCCAAACUAAAGUUGAUGCCACAUCUGCUUGCCAAGAUUUAUAUUCACAGAUUCAGAAAGGACACUCUGAAAGAGAAAAUGUUAUCAAAAACUGUAUUGUAGUGACAGCAGAAUCUGUAAAAAAUUUGAAAGCAGCCAAGGAACAGACACCAGAUGAUUUUGAAGUUCUGAAAAACUUGAAAACUGAACAACGGAAGUUACGUCUUUUGCAAACUGAAUUGAGUGUUGAAGAAGUCAUAAAAGAAAAAACAACAAAACUAUUUACUGAAAAGUGCAGGACAUACUUUAAACCCAAGGAAUUAUGAAGACUGAGUAAAAUGCAUUUAUUUGUUAACAACUGUUAUGUAGUGUACAUAAUAUAAAUAGUGGUAGAAAA
Messenger RNA from Pectinophora gossypiella (pink bollworm), 617 nucleotides. RefSeq names its product protein MIX23 (gene Ccdc58). The coding region runs from base 127 to 546 and encodes 139 amino acids. The transcript is spliced from 3 exons. NCBI's taxonomy places the organism in Eukaryota, Metazoa, Arthropoda, Insecta, Lepidoptera, Gelechiidae. The record is from RefSeq and is a predicted model, not a curated record. Gene Ontology annotation, cellular component: mitochondrial intermembrane space; mitochondrion.